Messenger RNA from Planococcus citri (citrus mealybug), 1903 nucleotides. RefSeq names its product autophagy related protein 14 (gene Atg14). Bases 414 to 1820 code for a protein of 468 amino acids. Gene Ontology annotation, cellular component: extrinsic component of omegasome membrane; phosphatidylinositol 3-kinase complex, class III; autophagosome. The transcript is spliced from 10 exons. NCBI's taxonomy places the organism in Eukaryota, Metazoa, Arthropoda, Insecta, Hemiptera, Pseudococcidae. The record is from RefSeq and is a predicted model, not a curated record. Gene Ontology annotation, biological process: autophagosome assembly; cellular response to starvation; mitophagy.
AUGUCAAAUAACUAAAAAAAAUGUAAAAAAACUACAAAAAUGCUCAAAAUCGAAUUCUCACAAGCCAAUUAACAAGUAGGUAUUUGAUUUUGAUUGAGCUUUCUGUUUCUUUGAUGUUGAACUGAACUUAGUUUGAUUUAACUCAUUUGCGUUGAUUUGAAAUUUGAGUAUAAUUAGAUUUGAAAGUUUUGUGAAAAUAAAUGUGAAAAGGAAUGAGAUGAGAAUGAGACCAAAGGAUACUGUUGGAAGAGCAAUGAUUGUGAAAACAAAUCCGAAUAAUGAUACCUAUUAAUGAAUAAAUUCUCAUUGACUCGACUGUGAUUUUGUGUUUUUAACGUUAUUUCAUGAGAUGAAAUGAAAGUGUUACUCUUUGCAGCCUUACUGGUGGCGAAAAUGUUCGUUUUAGUCGACCUAUGGAACAGUGUCAACUUUGCAAUAAGCUGAGGAAAACUUUCUAUUGCAAAACUUGUAUUAAGAACGGCGACUUCAUUCAUUCGACAUCGCGUUUCUCAGAAAGAUUCGCCGAGAAACGUUUGGCUUUAUUACGAGCCCAAAAUGAGAAAAAUGAGUUGAACAAGGAGUACGAAAAACACUUGACGAAAAUUCGCACCAGAGAAAACAUAUUCGAGCAAAUUCGCGAAAAGAAGGAGAAAAUUGCGAUAUUACAGUCUUUGUCGGUUGAAAAGAAGAAAACAAUCAAACGAAGAAAAAAGAUGUUGGAAGAUUUGAAAUCGUUUAACGAAAGAAGCGGCGAAGAAUUGCUCAAGAACGAAGAUUGUCAUUUAGAGUUGAAAGAAAACAUGACGAAGCUCGGCACUCAACAACCUUUAAUUUUGAGUAAAUUGGAAAUUAUACGACCUAGUUUGAAAGCGUUGAUUCGAACUCGGAUCGAAGAAUUGGUGCAAUUUAUAUUCCCCAUUAACGAAGUGCAGUCGUCAAAAAGCGUUUCGCAGAAUACCGAUUCUCAAGAAGAUAUCAAAAACAAGCUGGCCGAAGCCCAAAGAACCGCGUACAUUCGAGGUCGAUGGGUGUUCACCGACAGUUGGGGUGAGACGCAGCAUUCGAUCGUAGCGCCAACGUUACCCGAUUCCGGAGAUUAUUCUCCUUACUUAGACUGGGUUUCGGCCGAUAAAGAUAACACUUUAGCCAUGACGAGUAGUUCGGAUGUUGACCAUAAUCCGGCUUACAACCUGAGCGCCGCUCUAACCUAUACCACGCAGUUGGUCAACAUAAUCGCGUAUUAUUUGGACAUCCGGUUACCAAAUAAAUUGUAUUACAGCGAUUUUUGCGAAAAACACCUCAACGAGCGAAGAUUUAUGAAAUGCGUUACUUUCUUAAACGCGAACGUAUUAUAUUUGUGUUUAACGCAAAACGUCGAUCCGAGUUUACUGCAUCCAUCUCAGACGAUACGUAAUUUGCUCUUGUUACUGAAUCCCGAGCACAGCGAUUUAGGAAGACAAGAGAUAACGGAUAUCGAUACCUCCUGCAUAAGCUAUUACGAAGGACAGCUAACUCAUCAAAUUCGAACUGUCGCCACCAGACUAAGUAUUUCGGACGUCGAAGAUGACGAUCGAGAUGCGCUUCGAAUGGAUAAUAUGGUCAUCGAUGACAACUACGAUGACGAAUACGACAGCGAUCAUCUCUCUACCGAUUGGGAAGCGGUGCCUCUUGUUUCUUGUCCAGAAGCGCAACCAGGUUCGAACGUCAAUCGUAAACACAUUAUUAGUACGGCGCAAACCAGCAGCAUUGCUGGUGGAUUAGUCAACAGUGCUGCGGCUAGUCUAGCAUCGAUUUGGCGCGGCUGGAGUGCCAAUAAGUAGAUCCAUGUUAUAAAAUCCAUCGAUGCGCGUUACGUACCUUUCUACCUACCUAUAAUAUGUUAAUAAAUUGUUUUAAUCUCGUC